Molecule: messenger RNA, 731 nt
Organism: Salvia hispanica
Lineage: Eukaryota; Viridiplantae; Streptophyta; Magnoliopsida; Lamiales; Lamiaceae
Source: RefSeq, a predicted model, not a curated record
GACCUUCAUACAAGAGAGAAAAAGAAAUGAACUUUUUUGCUUAAAAGUGAAAAAAUUUGUAGUUUUUGUAUGUAUGAAUGGAUCAAGUUUUCAGCAAAGCUAGUUCGUUUUGGCUUAAACAAAAAGCCAGCAAUGAGUUUGGCUCUGUCGGAAAGGAUGGCAAUUCAUUGUCAUCGAGCAUUGAAGGAGGCACCAAGUGGUUGGUUAACACGAUCAAAGGAAAGGUCCAAAAACCAUUACCGGAGCUCUUAAAAGAGUACGAUCUCGCAAUCGGAAUAUUCCCCCGUGAUGCAACGAGCUACGAUUUUGACGAGGAGACAAAGAAGCUAAAGGUUUACAUUCCGAAAGUGUGUGAAGUUGGGUACAAGGAUCAAUCCGUGCUGCGUUUCGCAACGGAAGUGAGCGGUUGUAUGGAGAAAGGGAAGUUGUCCGAAAUAGUUGGGAUUAAGACAAAGGUGAUUGUUUGGAUGAAGGUGAGUUGCAUCACCUCCGACAAAACCAACCUCCAUUUCCAAGCCACUGUGACAAGAUCUAGGAGUAGAGCUGUUUAUGAAGUUGAAAAAGAUGGCACUGUAUGUGGAAAGUUCUAGUUGUUCCCAAGAUUUCCCCCAAAGAAGCCCUUCAAACUAGAAAAUUCUUGUGAGUUCCUAUAAGGAUUGUUAGAAUUCUGUCAAGUGAAUGAUGUUGGUCUGGUCUUAUGUGAAUAGUCAAUAGUACAAUUUGAAUUUGCA